AUGGCCAAGAUCGCUAUCGUCUUCUACUCUAUGUACGGCCAUAUCCGCAAGAUGGCGGAGGCUGAGAAGGCUGGCAUUGAGAAGGCUGGCGGCACUGCCGAUCUGUUCCAGAUCGAGGAGACCCUUCCCGCCGAUGUGCUUGCGAAGAUGCACGCCCCCGGCCAGUCGACCGACAUCAAGAUACUCUCUGACCCUGACACACUGAAGGAGUAUGACGGCUUCCUGUUUGGUAUCCCUACUCGUUUCGGCAACUUCCCUGCCCAGUGGAAGACCUUCUGGGACAAGACUGGCGGUAUCUGGGCCACCGGUGGCUACGCUGGCAAGUUUGCUGGCGUGUUUAUCAGCACGGGCACUAUGGGCGGCGGCCAGGAGGUCACUGCUCUGAGCACGAUCAGCACGCUCACCCACCACGGCAUCAUCUUCGUGCCGCUCGGCUACAGUACGGCGUUUGGCCAGCUGGCCAGCAUGUCCGAGAUCCACGGCGGCUCGCCCUGGGGUGCGGGUACCUUUGCUGGUGGCGACGGCAGCCGGCAGCCUUCGGCGCUGGAGCUCGAGAUCGCGACGACGCAGGGCGAGUCUUUCUACAAGACCGUCGCCAAGUCGACCGGCAAAAGCUCGUCAGUUUCGGCACCGGCGGCGGCGAAGGCUGGUGCAGGUGUAAACUCGGCUUCAGGACAUGAUGCAACUGCGGCAAAGGCGGCUGCAGCACCGACGCCGUCGGAGAUGAAGAAGAGCACUGAGGGCUGGUGUCUAAAUGGUCACGUGCACGUCUUCUGCAUACCCCCAAAUCAGGCUGCUCUUUCCAAUCUGGCUGCUGCCUUUCUCGUGGCCAUGUACAACAUUGGGGGCAGACAAGGCAAAACUGUGCUGGAUGCUGCUGUCGGCUAG
Molecule: messenger RNA, 888 nt
Organism: Grosmannia clavigera kw1407
Lineage: Eukaryota; Fungi; Ascomycota; Sordariomycetes; Ophiostomatales; Ophiostomataceae
Product: minor allergen alt a 7
Exons: 6
Coding region: 1-888 (295 amino acids)
Molecular function (GO): NAD(P)H dehydrogenase (quinone) activity; FMN binding
Source: RefSeq, a predicted model, not a curated record